CUUACUUGACAUUCAUUUUAAUCUCUCACUAACUUCAAUUUUUUGUUUUUUGUUUUUUGUUUGUUUUCCUCAUGGAGAAACAGAGGCACAACUCCGGGAAGUACCACCGCGAGCAAUCGUCCUCGCGCCGAAGCUUGAAGAGAAAACUCAACGAGGAGCGCUGCGAAGAUCGUGGAUGUGCUUUCACUCUAGGUCAUAUGAGAAUGAAGUGGAGAAAGGAAGUGCUUUCACUCUGGGGCUCCUAGCCAUUAAAUUGACAGCCAUUAAUAACAGCUCCUGCUGUUCAGAGAGUCAAAGAGAAACUGCUCUCCUUCUUGGGCAACUUGCCGCAACAGAUUCAGACUGUAAGGUCCACAUUGUUCAGAGAGGUGCUGUCCCUCCACUCAUAGAAAUGCUCCAGUCCCCAGAUGCUCAAUUGAUGGAAAUGUCAGCAUUUGCCCUAGGGAGGUUAGCUCAGGAUCCUCAUAAUCAAGCUGGUAUUGCCCACAGUGGUGGAAUAACACCAUUACUGAAGCUUCUUGAGUCAAAAAAUGGCUCUUUGCAACAUAAUGCUGCUUUUGCUCUCUAUGGCCUUGCAGAUAAUGAGGAUAAUGUUGCAGAUCUUAUUAGGGUGGGGGGUGUUCAGAAACUUCAAGAUGGUGAAUUUAUUUUCCAACCUACUAGAGAUUGUGUAGCCAAGACACUGAAAAGAGUCGAAGAGAAGAUUAAUGGCCGGGUAUUAAGUCAUUUAUCAUACUUGAUGCGUAUGGGAGAAAGAAAUGUUCAGAGACGUGUGGCUCUUGCUCUUGCCCAUCUUUGUUCUCCAGAUGACCACCAAACCAUUUUCGUUGAUAACAAUGGACUUGCAUUGCUUCUUCAAAUACUGGAAUCAACUGACGCAAAGCAUCAAAGAGAUAGUUCCAUGGCAUUAUGCAGGUUGGCUAAUAAAGCAAGCUCACUUUCUUCAAUCGAUGCAGCUCCUCCUUCCCCAAUACCUCAGGAGAGGGAUGCCAAAGACAGAGAGAUCCCUAAUAUCAGAUGGGAUGUCUUUGAGCUGAUGAUGAGAUACAUAUACACUGGAUCUGUAGACGUCAACUUGGAAAUAGCACAGGAUCUUCUAAGAGCUGCUGAUCAGUAUUUAUUGGAGGGUCUGAAGCGUCUGUGCGAAUACGCCAUUGCACAGGAUAUUUCAGUUGAAAAUGUAUCCCUCAUGUUUGAGUUAUCGGAGGCGUUCAGCGCCUCAAAUUUAAGAGAUGCUUGCAUCCUUUACAUUCUGGAUAAGUACAGCAAAUUGUGUGUGAUGCCCUGGUACUCGCAGAUGGUCCAUCGUAUUCUACCAGAGACAAGAAGUUAAUUUGUGAGAGUGCUGACCACAGACCUAACCAUGCUGAAUUAAGAGGAUGAGAGCAAUUUUGGAGACUAAUCAUUGACCUAUUAACGACGGUGAGAAUGUACAGAAAAAAUUGAUUAGUUACACUCAUUUUGAGUAGCUGUGGAGUCUCCAUUUGUUGUGUUGGUGUGAAAGCACCCUUAAUGGAAAUGUCAUAUAAUUAUGGUUUA
This is a messenger RNA of Salvia splendens (bonfire salvia), 1539 nucleotides long. Its product is annotated as ARM REPEAT PROTEIN INTERACTING WITH ABF2. Gene Ontology annotation, molecular function: protein binding. The coding region runs from base 176 to 1333 and encodes 385 amino acids. NCBI's taxonomy places the organism in Eukaryota, Viridiplantae, Streptophyta, Magnoliopsida, Lamiales, Lamiaceae. The transcript is spliced from 12 exons. The record is from RefSeq and is a predicted model, not a curated record.